Molecule: messenger RNA, 549 nt
Organism: Desarmillaria tabescens
Lineage: Eukaryota; Fungi; Basidiomycota; Agaricomycetes; Agaricales; Physalacriaceae
Exons: 3
Coding region: 1-549 (182 amino acids)
Source: RefSeq, a predicted model, not a curated record
AUGGCCAAAGGCUUGAGAAACCACCUAUACAAAUGCUCCAGCAUUGCACAGAAGCCAACUCUGGUUGGUAUUUGGAAAAAGAAUGAGGAGAUGUAUUUCAUUAAAGAUGUUUGCCUGAGCAUGAUUGUGGACCAUUUGACAGUCACUGAUACUGAUAUCAAGAAUGAUUUCACUGCUGAUGUCCCUGAAGAUCACAAUGAACACAUAUGCAUUUGUGGAGAUGUAUACAAGCAUGUUCAAGGGCAAUACACUCAGCUACUUUGUUCUGUUUGUGGUGACCACUACCAGCAAAGGAUUUCAGCAACUUAUACAGAAGAUCUCAAAGGCAAGAGUCUUAUGACAUAUGAAUCCCACCAAGAAGAGACUAACAAGCCUAUUAGUCUUCCCUCCAUUUUUGUCACUAUGCUUCAGGAGGAGUCAAAACAAGAAAGUGAGAUUGCAAGAGAGAGAGAAGAGGCAGCAGCAAAAGAGUUGACAGAGAAGAUAGAUCUGAAAUGUGAUCCCAACAGCAUUGUGGAGGUGUCUUCUGGAGAGAUGACAUUAGAGUAA